Molecule: messenger RNA, 3506 nt
Organism: Nerophis lumbriciformis (worm pipefish)
Lineage: Eukaryota; Metazoa; Chordata; Actinopteri; Syngnathiformes; Syngnathidae
Gene: ireb2
Product: iron-responsive element binding protein 2
Source: RefSeq, a predicted model, not a curated record
CUGCCCUCUGAUUGGCCCGUCAGGUGUCGCCGUUGUGCUCGCUCGGAUGAGUCGUGUUGAUUCCAUAAGUCAUCAUGGCGCUCUCUUCCACAGGCAAAGAGCACCUGUAUCACCAUUUAAUCGACAGGCUAUCAGACGGAAGCCUCAAGUUCUUCAAUCCGCACAAAUUAAACGAUCCAAGAUAUGUCAAGCUGCCUUUGUCCAUCCGCGUCUUGUUGGAGGCGGCCAUCCGAAGCUGCGAUGGAUUAUACGUGAAAGACAAAGACGUGGAGAGCAUCUUGGACUGGGAGCAGCAGCAAGCAAAAACCGAGGUGCCCUUCUUGCCAGCACGGGUCCUCCUGCAGGACUUCACUGGUAUCCCUGCCAUGGUUGACCUGGCCGCCAUGAGGGACGCCUUGAUCAAACACGGUGUAGACCCCAGCCUGGUCAACCCCAAAUGCCCCACAGACCUCAUCGUGGACCACUGUCUGCAGAAAGACUUCAGCAAAUGUGCCAUACAGAACGCGCCUAACCCCGGUGGAGGGGAAGGCCCUUCCCGUCCGCCCCCUUCAUCAAAGCCUCUUCCCAGAGGAGCUUCACAUUGUGGAGGCCAGCGGGGCUCCUGUAGCAAAGCGGCUUGCAGUGACCCUCCGUCGUCUGCGGGGGGACCAGCUCAUACCUCGGUGCAGCAGAUCGAGAACACGCCUCUGCUCUGCCCCUUCCACCUGAAACCAGUUUCUGAAGCCGAAACAGCUGUGAAGAAUCAAGAAAUGGAGCUGAUCAGGAAUAAAGAAAGACUUCAGUUCUUUAAGUGGUGCUCUAAAGCCUUCAAAAAUGUCAAUGUUGUUCCUCCUGACGUCGGCGCUGUACACCAAGUCAAUCUGGAGUAUCUUUCCCGAGUCAUCCACGUCCGCGGAGGUUUGAUUUACCCCGACAGCGUCUUGGGCACCGAUUCUCACACCACAAUGAUCAAUGGCCUAGGCAUCUUGGGCUGGGGUGUGGGCGGAAUCGAGUCAGAAGCGGUGAUGUUGGGCCAGCCAGUGUCUCUGACCCUCCCCCAGGUGGUGGGCUGCAAACUUGUGGGCUCCAUCAACCCCCUGACCACCUCCAUAGACGUGGUCCUCGGCAUCACAAAGCACUUGCGUCAAGCCGGCAUCGCUGGGAAGUUUGUGGAGUUUUUCGGUCCCGGCGUGUCACAGCUCUCAGCCCCCGACAGAACCACCAUCGCCAACAUGUGCCCUGAGUACAACGCCACCGUCAGCUUCUUCCCCGUGGACAGGGUCACCAUUCAGCACUUUAAAAAGACGCACUUUUCCCAGAAACAGCUUGAGUUACUGGAGUCCUAUCUGAAGGCUGUAAAGCUAUUCAGAACGUAUGAGGACGCCGCAGAAGACCCCCAGUUUUCUGAGGUGAUUGAAAUCAACAUGAGCUCCAUGGUGCCGUACGUCAGCGGGCCCAAGAGGCCGCAGGACCGCAUGGCCGUCUGCAGCAUGAAAGAAGGAUUUCAGAGUUGUCUGGAUGAAAAGGUGGGGCCUAAAGGCUUCAAUAUCUCCAAGGACAAGCAGCACAUCCAGGUUCCCUUCCUGCACGGGGGCCAGGAGUACCAACUCGUCCACGGCUCGGUGGUCAUUGCCGCUGUGAUCAGCUGCACCAACAACUGCAACCCCUCUGUAAUGCUGACGGCAGGUCUGCUAGCCAAGAAGGCUGUGGAGGCGGGGCUUAUGGUCAAGCCGUAUAUCCGCACAAGCCUGGCGCCUGGAAGUGGCAUGGUCACGCACUAUCUCAACGCCAGCGGUGUCCUGCCGUAUUUCAACCAGCUGGGCUUUGAGGUGAUUGGCUACGGUUGUGCCACCUGUGUAGGGAACAUUGCGCCGUUACCAGAAACUGUGGUGGAUGCAAUCAAGCAGGGGGACUUGGUGACGUGCGGCAUCCUAUCGGGCAACAGGCACUUUGAGGGCCGUCUUUGUGACUGUGUACGAGCCAACUACCUGGCCUCGCCGCCCCUCGUGGUGGCCUAUGCUAUCGCAGGCACCGUGGGCAUCGACUUUGAGAAAGAGCCUCUCGGUGUGACAUCAGACGGGAAGGAGCUGUACCUUCGCGACAUCUGGCCAUCCAGAGAAGAGGUCCGAGAGAUGGAAGAGGACACCGUCAUCUCCUCAAUCUUCAAGGAGCUCAAAGAAAGGAUGGAGAAAGAGAACACGUUUUGGAGCAACAUCGAAUGUCCCGAGUCAGUCAUCUUUCCCUGGGACAGCAAGUCCACGUACAUCCGCUCGCCGUCUUUCUUCAGCAAACUAAGUAAAGAAGUCCCGCCCCCUCAGUCAAUAGACAACGCCCACGCCUUAUUGUUCCUCGGCGACAAGGUGACUACGGACCACAUCUCGCCAGCAGGCAGCAUUGCCAGGGUCAGCGCCGCUGCCAAAUACCUGCUCAGCAAACGCCUGACUCCUCGGGAGUUUAACUCCUACGGCGCUCGGCGAGGAAACGACGCUGUGAUGACCAGAGGGACGUUCGCCAGCAUCAAGCUCCAAAACAGACUGGUGGGCAAAGCAGGCCCCAAGACGGUCCACAUUCCUUCAGGCCAGACACUGGACGUCUUCGAGGCCGCCGAGCGCUACCAGAGAGACGGCGUCCCCCUCGUCAUCCUCGCCGGCAAAGACUACGGCUCCGGGAACUCCAGGGACUGGGUGGCUAAAGGACCAUACCUGCUGGGCGUCCGCGCGGUCAUCGCAGAGAGCUUCGAGAAGCUCCACAAGAACCAGCUGGUGGGGAUGGGCAUCAUGCCGCUGCAGUUCGUACCCGAGCACAACGCCGACACACUGGAGCUGAGCGGCAAGGAGAGGUUCAGCAUUAGCCUGCCAGAGCGCCUCUGUGCCAGGCAGCAGCUCACCGUUAAGACCAGUCAAGGAAAGUCUUUUGAGGUCACCGCACAGUUUGACAGCGACUUGGAAGUCACCGUCUUCCAACACGGGGGCCUGCUGAGAUACGUUGCAAGGACAAUGCUCUGAACUCGCCUGCCAAGAUGAGUGCAAAAUGUCCGUUUGUCAACAGAGCCGUGGUCUAAUUGGCGGGACGGUCACCAGACAUCCUCACCGGGGAGACUAGGAGACUUCCUUUGAUCUUUGCUGACUCUUUUAAUCCCUCAAAGGGCAGGCUGUCAAGUCCUGCCAAGAAUAAGCGAAGAUGGUGCUGAGGUAUGUUUGUCCAUAUUUGUCGAUGUAAACAAUGGAAUUAUGACUUUAGCCAAACGUUUUGCUGUCUUAUGCAAAAGUGUCUUAUCCCCUGAGCAUCCUGCAUCAGCCAACAACAAAGACUUCAUGCACUCUUGACAUUUUUUCCAAAAGUGCAACAUACGCAACAAACUGGCCCCGAGCUCAACGUUUUUUUUUUUUUAAAUGAUUGGAAAUAAGAUCAACACUGCUGCUGAUUGGCCUUGUUGCCCUGAACAUGAAACAUACGAGCAGAAAUGAUGCUACUGUUACAUUGGCAGAAAUAAAAGACACAAGACAGUGAGGUCUUCCAAGUGUAAA